Molecule: messenger RNA, 1509 nt
Organism: Ilyonectria robusta
Lineage: Eukaryota; Fungi; Ascomycota; Sordariomycetes; Hypocreales; Nectriaceae
Product: general substrate transporter
Exons: 5
Coding region: 1-1509 (502 amino acids)
Biological process (GO): transmembrane transport; carbohydrate transport
Cellular component (GO): membrane
Molecular function (GO): carbohydrate:proton symporter activity
Source: RefSeq, a predicted model, not a curated record
AUGUCUCUACCGUCUUCUGAAGCGCGCCCGCGCGGCGUGCUAUCAUGCUUCAACAAAAGACUGGUCUAUUCGUGUGCCCUCAUUGCCAUCUCCCAGAUCAACUUCGGCAUGGACCAAUCCGCCUUCUCCAAUACCCAGGCGAUGCCAGCCUUCAAGGAAAUGUUUGGCACCUACAACGAAGCCACAGGCACGUACGCCCUCGAUACGGUCUACCUCUCCCUGCUUAACAGUAUCAACUACGUCGGAUUUGUAUUCGGUCUCGUCACAGGAAACUUGCUGAGUCGAAGAUUCGGCCGUCGCAAAGCCCUGUUCAUCAUGUGUUUCUGGGCUAUUGUCGCUGCCAUUAUCUUGGUCACGUCGCGUCACCGAGUACAAAUGGUCGUCGGUCGAACGGUCGCAUACGUCUACAUUGGAAUGGAAUUGGCCCUUGUGCCCGUGCUCCAGUCCGAGUUGGUACCAGCUGAAGUGCGAGGCCUGGUUGUGGGUACAUACCAGUCUGGAUUGUUGUUCGGUCAACUUCUUAUGGCUGUCAUUUGCCGAGGAACGAGUGAGCUCGAGGGACACUCAUCUUGGCGCAUUCCUCUGGGCCUGUUCUUUGUCAUCCCAUCUAUUCUCGCAGUCGGCAUAUGGUGGAUUCCUGAGUCUCCCCGUUGGCUCCUGACCAGAGGCCGUUCCGAAGAAGCUCGCGAGUCCUUGAAACUUCUGCGCGAAAAUGCCUACACCGAUGAAGAGAUCGAGUCCGAGUUCAGUCAGAUCCAGAUCUCCCUCGAGAGAGUUACGGAGACGGGCAGCUUCAGUGAGCUGUUCCAAGGGACAAACCGCAAACGAACCCUCAUUACCAUCGGAGUCAACAUCUUCCUCCAGCUGACCGGCCAAAACUUCAUCUCCGUUUAUGGUACCGUCUUUAUUCAGUCCCUGGGCAGCGUGAACCCUUUCAUGAUGUCAUGCAUCAACUCUUCCGCUGGAAUCAUCAUGGUUCUCUUCGCACAGUCUUUAGUAGACAGGACAGGCAGAGUUCCUCUUAUGGUGGCCGGAGGAGUCAUUCAGACAGGAGCUCUCAUGACAAUGGGUGGCCUUGGAACAGUGACAGAUCCUUCUAGCAGCAUAAGGAAAGGCAUUGUCUCCAUGACAACCAUUUUCAACAUUGGAUUCUGUAUGGGAUGGGCACCUCUCUCCCACGUCGUGUCCGCCGAAAUCCCCACGACCCGUCUUCGCGACCUCACAUACGCCCUCGCCUCCAGUUUCAACGUCGUGAUUCAGUUUACGAUUUCCUUCACCAUCCCAUACCUUUUGAACAAGCCGUAUGCCGGGCUUGGAUCAAAGGUCGGCUUCAUUUUCGGAUCGACGUCAGUCCUUGCGUGCAUCUUCGCUUGGUUCUGCAUUCCAGAGUGCAGUGGCAAGAGCCUCGAGGAAAUUGACGAGCUGUUCCUUGCUGGAGUGCCAAUUGGACGCUUUGGGAAAACGAAGCUAACUGAGCAUGUGGAGGAUGUAGAGGAUCUAAAGAAGUGA